Molecule: messenger RNA, 2568 nt
Organism: Oncorhynchus masou masou (cherry salmon)
Lineage: Eukaryota; Metazoa; Chordata; Actinopteri; Salmoniformes; Salmonidae
Product: septin-10-like
Exons: 10
Coding region: 94-1455 (453 amino acids)
Biological process (GO): intracellular protein localization; cytoskeleton-dependent cytokinesis
Cellular component (GO): septin complex; microtubule cytoskeleton; septin ring
Molecular function (GO): GTPase activity; molecular adaptor activity; GTP binding
Source: RefSeq, a predicted model, not a curated record
AUGGUAACAAACAAUCUUGCAGUUCAAAAUAACUACUAUGUACUCAGAAUUUGAUAAAUACGUAUCACAAAAUCAGAACAUGUAGUACCUCAUAUGUUUGUAAGAUAUAUCGUUUAUAUUGUUAAACACAAACUGUCAGUCGUCUAUCCCCAGCCAUGGAGAAAGUUUGCAAGCCUACAUUCCUUUCAUGGCUACGACAAAAAUGCCCGGCCCCUGUCCUUGUCUGGCCAUGUUGGCUUUGACAGCCUACCUCACCAGCUGGUCAACAAAUCAACAUGUCAAGGUUUCUGCUUCAAUAUCCUCUGUAUUGGCGAAACUGGUAUUGGCAAAUCCACCCUAAUGGACACACUGUUCAACACUAACUUUGAGAACUUUGAGUCGUCUCACUUCGAGCCCAAGGUGAAGCUGCGAGCGCAGACCUAUGACCUGCAGGAGAGCAAUGUGCGACUUAAGCUGACCAUCGUCAACACAGUGGGCUUUGGGGACCAGAUGAACAAGCAGGAGAGCUACCAGCAUGUUGUGGACUACAUUGACACCCAGUUCGAGUCGUAUCUACAGGAGGAGUUGAAGAUCAAGCGGUCCCUUCACAACUACCACGACUCCCGUAUCCAUGCCUGUCUCUACUUCAUCGCCCCUUCGGGACACUCUCUCAAGUCCCUAGACCUGGUCACCAUGAAGAAACUGGACAGCAAGGUCAACAUCAUUCCUGUCAUCGCCAAAGCAGACACCAUCUCCAAGAGCGAGCUCCACAAGUUUAAGAUCAAGAUCAUGAGUGAGUUGGUCAGUAACGGUGUCCAGAUCUACCAGUUCCCUACCGACGACGAGACAGUCUCCAAGAUCAACACUGCCAUGAAUGGUAUCCUGCCUUUUGCUGUUGUGGGGAGCUCAGAGGAGGUGAAGAUUGGAAAUAAAAUGGUCAAAGCACGGCAGUAUCCCUGGGGUGUGGUGCAAGUGGAGAACGAGAACCACUGUGACUUUGUGAAGCUGAGGGAGAUGCUGAUCUGUGUGAACAUGGAGGACCUGAGGGAGCAGACCCACACACGCCACUACGAGCUCUACCGCCGCUGCAAACUGGAAGAGAUGGGAUUCACAGACACAAACCCAGAGAGCAAGCCAGUCAGCCUGCAGGAGACCUAUGAAGCCAAGCGUCACGAGUUCCUGGGAGACUUGCAGCGGAGAGAGGAGGAGAUGAGGCAGAUGUUUGUCCAGAGAGUCAAGGAAAAGGAGACUGAGCUGAAGGAAGCCGAGCGAGAGUUGCAAGGUAAGUUUGAGCAGCUGAAGAGACUGCACUCGGAGGAGAAGAGCAAGCUGGAUGAGAAGAGAAGGUCUCUGGAGGACGAGAUCAACACCUUCAGCAAGAAGAAAGCAGCUGCCGAGCUGCUCCAAGGCCAGUCCUUCAACACUAACGCCAACCUCAAGAAGGACAAAGACCGUAAAAACUCUGGGUUCAUGUGAAGAAAUAAAUGGACAAAGACCCCCUCACAUCAGUCAGAAGACAAAUAAAUACAAAAUGGAAUACAUUCACCGAUAGUCAUCGUUGUUUGCCUUAUUAGUCAAAUCACAAAAUGUUAGUUAAAUUCCAGCCAGAGUAUUUGAUAAGGCUCUUUAAGACUGGUAACCCUUUUGUAUUACUUUACUUUUCACUUCUACAGCUAGAGGGCGCCAAAUGAUCAAGGUCAUCCUUUGAAAAUACUGUACUUUACACCAAACAGAAAUACAAUUUGUUUGACAUUCAAGAUGUAUUUAAUUGUCCAAUCUCGGAAUUUGUUUUCUUACCGGGUUGUCUUGAGUAUUCACUUUAAAUGUGAUAUCAGAUAAUGUUUUGUAAACCUUCACUUAAUUCUGCAGAUAGCAGAAUAUAUAUUUGCAUGUCUUUUAAAUAUGCUAUUCACCAGUAGUGUGUGUUUUUAUAUAGCUUGAUAUUUAUUCGAUGCAUUAUUAUUGUAGACUCGUGGGUUUCUGGAUGGAUUCCAUGUUUAGAAAUACCUAGCUCUGAUCCAGGACAUUAGUACACGUUCCUCACCUCAUGUUACAUUAGUGGAGGAACGCGCACCAACGACCUGGACCAGAGCUAAGUUAUACCCACCGCACGUGUUACAUUAGUGGAGGAACGCGCACCAACGACCUGGACCAGAGCUAAGUUAUACCCACCGCACGUGUUACAUUCCAAUUACUGAGGUAUUAUUGAUAUGACUUUUUAUAAACACUUAUUUUAUGCCUUUAUGUGCCUUACUAGUAUUUUAUUCAAAUGCUAAAGAAUGAAGCAGCUGCUGACAUGGGAAUUCAUUUUUGAAGAGUGAAACCAUGUUUUUUUUGUUGCUCAAUGAUCUAAAUGGAACACUAGGUCAAGUGGUUUUGACUUUGUAAAGAACUGUCGUGCGUGUGGAAUGAUAAUUACCAAACUUUCUCCCCCCCCCUCUCAGAAUGGAUAGCUUUGAAAAUAACUUUUUACCUGCAAUAUUUUUGUCCACAGCUUUUUUCUUAACUCAUAUGAACUGAGGUUUGUUCUUAGGUGUGGAGAAAGAAGGGUUUAUAAUCACUAAAAAAUAAAACUUAUGUUUUUUCAUA